Nematolebias whitei (Rio pearlfish) is the source of this 489-nucleotide messenger RNA. Its product is annotated as galactose-specific lectin nattectin-like. The transcript has a single exon. The record is from RefSeq and is a predicted model, not a curated record. Lineage: Eukaryota; Metazoa; Chordata; Actinopteri; Cyprinodontiformes; Rivulidae. Gene Ontology annotation, molecular function: signaling receptor activity. The coding region runs from base 1 to 489 and encodes 162 amino acids.
AUGAUGCUGUUCCUCUCUCUGUUGGUUCUGGCUCUGGCUGCUGCGUCUCCUUCAGAUGGACAGGAACUGAAGCUGCAGAGAGGCGACUGUCCCAUGUACUGGUUCAGCUUCGGCGGUCGCUGCUACAAGUAUUUUGCUGCACGUCUGACCUGGGCUGAUGCAGAGUUUCAGUGUUUGUCAGAGGGAGCCAACCUGGUGUCCAUCCACAGUGAGGAAGAUCUUAAUUUUGUGGUUUCUUUGGUCCAAAACUUUGAUCCCACUCGGGAAUGGACCUGGAUUGGACUCAAUGACAUGCACAAGGAAGGAGGAUGGAUUUGGACUGAUGGGUCUAUGUUCAAUUUUUCCCGUUGGGAUAUCGGACAGCCAGACAAUCUUGAUGAAGAGGAACACUGUGGCCACAUUACCUUUGUAGAUCAUGUUAACUGGAACGAUUAUUCAUGCUCAUUUGAAUCACCUUUUGUUUGUUUACUUCGCAAAGUUUGUCCCUAA